ACAAAAUGUCUGUACGUCUUACUGUUGAUGAUUUCCUAUUGGCUGACGGAGUCUCUCCCUCUACCAAUCACGAGCCUCCUACCAAUGGUUCUAUUUCCGGCAUUUGGAAUUAUGAAGGGCAAGAAGAUCGCCAUGUUUUAUAUUUCCGACGCAUCUAUGACAUGCGCGGGCGGUCUGAUGCUAUCUCUGGCCAUUGAGAAGUCGAACUUACACGGGAGACUUGGACUGGCUAUUCUUGCCUUCCUGGGUUCAAAUCCCACCAGGAUUUUAUUGGCCUUCAUUACCAUUGGCUGGUUUUUCUCAAUGUGGAUUAAUGGCGUUGCAUUGAUAACAUUAUUGAUGCCAUUUGUUGAUGCUGUGCUCUGCCAGUACAAAAGGGGUUCGUUUAUGAUUGGCUGGUUUUUGAAUGACUAG
This is a messenger RNA of Helobdella robusta, 414 nucleotides long. RefSeq lists its product as hypothetical. Gene Ontology annotation, cellular component: membrane. The record is from RefSeq and is a predicted model, not a curated record. The annotation marks the transcript as partial. The transcript is spliced from 3 exons. NCBI's taxonomy places the organism in Eukaryota, Metazoa, Annelida, Clitellata, Rhynchobdellida, Glossiphoniidae. Gene Ontology annotation, biological process: monoatomic anion transmembrane transport.